AUGUCAUAUCUUAGGCCAGAACAGUACUCAUAUCAGGAGAGAGUCAGAGAAACAAGAGUUCGUUGGGUCGUCGAAGAACUCAUCGAACCGGCCAGCCAGCUUGGAUGGAUCGAGGCGCACAGCUUCAGGUGCUACCUCGAGGCCACAAGGGGGAGCAGUACACUGGGUACACUUGCUCGACUGAGGUUUCACAGGAGACAAGCAUGGUUCGGAAGCAUCCCGACGGUUGAUGGUGCCAAGAUAUGGAUAUCUGUAGAGUAA
Pyricularia oryzae 70-15 is the source of this 261-nucleotide messenger RNA. RefSeq lists its product as uncharacterized. The record is from RefSeq and is a predicted model, not a curated record. The transcript has 2 exons. Lineage: Eukaryota; Fungi; Ascomycota; Sordariomycetes; Magnaporthales; Pyriculariaceae. The coding region runs from base 1 to 261 and encodes 86 amino acids.